Messenger RNA from Morchella importuna, 525 nucleotides. RefSeq lists its product as uncharacterized. Bases 1 to 525 code for a protein of 174 amino acids. The transcript has 2 exons. NCBI's taxonomy places the organism in Eukaryota, Fungi, Ascomycota, Pezizomycetes, Pezizales, Morchellaceae. The record is from RefSeq and is a predicted model, not a curated record.
AUGGCUGGAGAUGACAGGGAGGCAGCUGAAAAGACAGAGUCAAAGACUGAGGUACCUUAUAACUGCUUAAUGUUUAAAGAUGCCGGAGAUCUCCAGCCAGCGUUUCCUAAAAAUACAGGCACUGUUAUCUCCGAGCUAGAAAUAGAGGAACAGAUCGUCAAUCUAAAGCUAAUGGUGUUAUUUCCUCUGCGUCCGGAAUACAAACCCGGGCUUGGUGACAAUCUUCCCCCCUUGCCGGUUUCUCCGAUAGAGCCCUUGCCAAGAGCUACAGUCGGCCGGAGGGAGCCCGCCGAAGAUGAGGAGAGAAACAUGAUUGAAGCAAACACUAUGAAUAAGUAUAUAUACUUGUCAAGGGCUUAUGUAUUUGAAUAUCAGAAGAUAUUUCCGCUAAUGCAUCAGAAAAACCUGGAGGACCUUGGUGAAAACUAUGGCUGGAUGGAUUGUAUGGAGCUGUAUAGAUAUGCAGUAAAGAAGCGUGUGGCAAAUAUACCGGGGUUUAUACCGGGAUUAAUGAGCCCCGAGUAG